AUGGAGGUCGACAAUGAAAGCUCCAACUCUUCCUCGCCCGCCCAGGAAAAUCAAGAAGUUCAAGAAGUGAACCCUCCAUCAAAUGAAGCAGAAAGUACUGAUGUUGAACCAAUGGAGCAAGGAGAGGAAGCGGAAGAAUUCGAAGGCCCGCAGUAUCUUCCUGAUGAAGAACAACCUCCGGCGAUUCUACCUUCGUCAACUGGCGUGAUCGGAGAUGGACAACCAGAGCCCGGUACUGUUCCUGAGGAUAUGUAUCCAAGUUCAAGCGAUGAAGAAGAAGACCAGCAGAGAAAAGAAGAAUGGGAAAGAGCCGGAGUGAAGAAUUCGCUGCGAAAAUACAGAAUCGAUGACAAAAAGGCCCUAGAAGUUCUGAACAAGCACAUAACCCGAAUGGGGACGAUGUACAUGUGGGGCAAAACACCACGCGGAAUCGAACGACGAUGGCACGAUUACUGGCCACAACCUGACCGAGAAUGCAGAUCUGAACUCUGCCCCUGCAGAAAUGUCGAACUGAGUUCGAAGAAAUGCAAAUGCAGAAAGUGCGAACGGCUCAGAAUCGAUCCAAUUUCAAGAGACUGGUGA
Molecule: messenger RNA, 582 nt
Organism: Oikopleura dioica
Lineage: Eukaryota; Metazoa; Chordata; Appendicularia; Copelata; Oikopleuridae
Source: the annotation of a GenBank genome assembly